CAUUCCUUCACUUCUUCUUGUCACCUGCUUUACAACCUGCCGUCACCAGAAUGCUCUUCAACGCCCCCGCACUCUUCACCACCACCCUCCUCGCCCUCACCGCUAGUACUUCCCCCGUCUCCGCCAUCGACUACAGGCUUUUGGCCAACAAGCCUGGUUCCGGGUCGAUCGAGUCGUUCAAAAUUUCCUUCAAAACCCAAUGCCCAUUCUUCAACCCAACCAACAACACCGACGCCAACCAUAGGUCUACCUUCUUUGUGCCGGGUGAUUGGCAGGGGCAGAAUACGGACUCUAAAGCCCUUGUUUAUUGCGUACGUUCAACUCACCCUCUCAUUCCCCCUCGUUCACUUCUUCCGUCGAUAUCCCACACCGACAUCCAUGCCCGAUGACUAUCCUCCUCUCGCCCCCUCCCAGCCACCACCUGUACUCUACCGUACAAUAGGCUGACCUCAAGACCCAUUAGACUUAUACCAACCCGAAUGGAACUGUCUUUGCCGUCACCCGGGAGCUCGUCAAUUCUUUGGGAGGGUCUUUCGCGUAGAACUUGAGAGAAGUAGCUUUUGAGAUGCGGUCGGUCGAUCGUUGGCUUUUUGUAUGUUGGAAGAUAAUGAGGGUGGGGUUAUAGGUGGUUUCAUGUAUGUCCUGUAGAAAUGUUGAUCCAUCUCGCCUGCCCGCACAUCGUAUCUUACAUUCCGGCUCCACCACCCUUCGUCUCCCACUCUCCCACUCUCCCACUCUCCCACUCUCCCA
Molecule: messenger RNA, 750 nt
Organism: Cryptococcus amylolentus CBS 6039
Lineage: Eukaryota; Fungi; Basidiomycota; Tremellomycetes; Tremellales; Cryptococcaceae
Exons: 3
Coding region: 51-389 (112 amino acids)
Source: RefSeq, a predicted model, not a curated record